UGUAUGCGGUGAGAAAAGUGUGGGACGUGUUUUACGUGAGCAACUCGUGUAAUUUUUUAUAAAUCCGUUUUUUCGUCUACGACCGAAAUUCUUACUUAUUAUUGAGAGUGAGGUAAUUAUCUAUCUCUAUUUCUUAUGUGAGGGCAAAAGAAAAUUUUGAUGUUGAGAGAAAGCUGUCGUCGCCAUGUUGUUCCAUAUGACCACAUUUCAUCAAUUUGCUACUUGCCUAUAACCCCUAAACCAUUACAAUGGAGGAGAACUCUGCAGAUAGGAAUGUUGAGAUCUGGAAGAUCAAAAAACUUAUUAAAAGCUUGGAACUUGCAAGGGGAAAUGGCACAAGCAUGAUUUCUCUGAUCAUCCCACCUAAAGAUCAGAUUGCCAGAAUCAGCAAGAUGUUGGCUGAUGAAUUCGGUACUGCCUCCAACAUUAAAUCUCGAGUAAACAGGCUAUCUGUCCUGGGUGCCAUCACAUCUGUACAGCAGAGAUUAAAACUAUACGCCAAAGUCCCGCCUAACGGAUUGGUUAUAUAUUGUGGAACCAUUGUCACAGAAGAAGGUAAAGAAAAAAAAGUGAACAUUGAUUUUGAGCCUUUUAAGCCCAUCAACACAUCACUGUACUUGUGUGACAACAAGUUUCAUACAGAAGCCUUGACUGCAUUAUUAGCUGAUGACAACAAGUUUGGAUUUAUCAUCAUGGAUGGUAAUGGAGCGCUGUUUGGAACUCUUCAAGGAAACACGAGAGAAGUUUUACAUAAAUUUACUGUCGAGCUACCCAAGAAGCACGGGCGUGGUGGUCAAUCUGCUUUGCGUUUCGCCCGGUUGCGUAUGGAAAAGCGGCACAAUUAUGUUCGUAAAGUGGCCGAAGUAGCGACCCAAAUGUUCAUAUCCAAUGAUAAGGUGACAGCAGCUGGCCUCAUCCUGGCAGGAAGUGCUGACUUCAAAACGGAGCUGUCUCAGUCAGACAUGUUCGAUCCGAGAUUGCAAGUCAAAAUCAUUAAAAUGGUUGACAUUUCCUACGGUGGUGAGAACGGCUUCAACCAAGCAAUCGAACUCGCCGCAGAAAGUCUUGCCAAUGUGAAGUUUAUCCAAGAAAAAAAACUUAUUGGUCGUUACUUUGAUGAAAUCAGCCAAGACACAGGCAAAUAUUGCUUCGGUGUCGACGACACACUGAAGGCGUUAGAACUUGGGGCUGUGGAAAUUCUCAUUUGUUGGGAGAAUUUGGACAUUAUGCGUUACAUGCUCAAGAUUCCCGGCACGGAAGCAACCAAAGUUUUGCAUUUAACGCCAGAACAGCAGAAAGACAACACGCAUUUCACGGACAAAGAGAGUGGUACGGAAAUGGAAUUAAUUGAAAGUCAACCGUUACUGGAGUGGCUGGCAAACAACUACAAGUCUUUUGGUGCGACACUCGAAAUUAUCACCGACAAAUCCCAAGAAGGUUCCCAGUUUGUCCGAGGGUUUGGCGGUAUAGGAGGCAUUUUACGUUAUAAAGUGGAUAUGCAAAGUUUACAAGGCGAUGGCCCGCUGGACGAUCAAGUCUAUGAUUUGGACGAUUAUUGAAACACCUAGAACUAUCAUCAACGGUUUCGGACCAUUUAUCACGCAUCCAACGGAUGAAAGAUUUUUUUUUUUUCCUUUUUCCCCUGCGAAUGACACCAUCAGUCGAUUGCGUUCUGCUGUUUUUUCUUUUUAACGUGAACGCUGCAACGAACUUUUUUUGUCUUGUUCAAACGGAGCGAGAAAAAUGGCGAAGAAAUCAUCAAGCGUGCUUCAA
This is a messenger RNA of Daphnia magna, 1773 nucleotides long. RefSeq names its product eukaryotic peptide chain release factor subunit 1 (gene eRF1). Gene Ontology annotation, molecular function: translation release factor activity, codon specific; sequence-specific mRNA binding. The record is from RefSeq and is a predicted model, not a curated record. The transcript is spliced from 10 exons. Lineage: Eukaryota; Metazoa; Arthropoda; Branchiopoda; Diplostraca; Daphniidae. Bases 249 to 1559 code for a protein of 436 amino acids. Gene Ontology annotation, cellular component: cytosol; translation release factor complex. Gene Ontology annotation, biological process: cytoplasmic translational termination.